AUGCAAAACGGAGUUGAGAAUAAAUAUUCAAAAACCGAACUCCAACCUACUAAAAUCUCAACUCCAACUCCAACUCCGCCAAAGUCAACUCUGACUCCAACUCCAACUCCAACAAAAAAAUCCUCAACUCCGGAGUUAACUCCAACUCCGGAGUUGGAGUUGCCCAGCCCUGUCGAUCUUAUUGAUGUUCAAUCAUCACCUGAAGAAGCUCGUAGUCCUCAUCUAGUUGAUGGAACAAUUGCAAGUGCACCAACUGACUUUGAACAAUUAGUUAUUAUUAUGGGAACCAUCAAUGAUGAAGUGGUCAUUGAACAAAUCCUCACUAAUGAAAGUAAACGAUUUAUUCUUGAUUUUGAAACAGCUCAGCGUAAUUCAGUUGAACGACAGUUUGUAGGAGCCGAAGUUACUGGAUGCUGGUUCUAUUUUUGUCAAUGUUUGUAUAAACAUGUUGGGCAACUUGGUUUAAUUCCCAGUUAUAAAGAUGAUGCAGCAAUUAGAACGUGGCUUAGAUCAUUUAUGUCUUUACCACUUUUUGAUAAUGAUAUUUUUCCAUAUGCAAUUAAAUAUUUACAAAGACAUGCUCUAACUAGUUCAGAUCAAUGUCGUGAAUUUCACUACUUCGAAUAUCAAUGGCUUGUAUCUGUUCCAAUACAAUAUUGGCAUGUGGGAAAUUUGAAUCCCAGAAGCAACAACUGGAUAGAAGGAUAUAAUAAUGGUAUUAGAACACGUUUUGGUAAUCAUUCUAAUAUAUGGCUCUUUCUGUAUCAUUUAUUAAUCGAAGAACAAAUAAUUAAACAACGCGUACAGCAACUCGUUGUUGGUAAAAUUCAAAAGAGUGGCAGUACACGUGCACCAGAAAAUGAUACAGUAAGUCAUUCAAUAACAAAACUGAAUAAAAAAUACAUUAAUGGAAAUUUAGAUAUCGAAAAAUAUUUGAAAGCGCGUACAUAUUUAGUUGGUAACGCUGAUGCUGGUAGCGCUAAUGCCAAUAAAAUAACAUCAACAGCAGCUACAAUAUGCCCAACGACAACGCCGCCAAAGGAGAAACCUGCAGCUAAAACAUCAACAACAAAGACUCUCUCUUUAAACUGA
Molecule: messenger RNA, 1092 nt
Organism: Didymodactylos carnosus
Lineage: Eukaryota; Metazoa; Rotifera; Eurotatoria; Philodinida; Philodinidae
Source: the annotation of a GenBank genome assembly